AUGCCCACCAGGGUCAUCGAUGUUGGCAACGCAGCUCAGAAGGAGCCUCCACGGCUUGUCGUAACUGACCCUAGCAUGAAGGAGAAAUAUCUUGCCUUGUCUUAUUGCUGGGGGCCUGGCACAGAUACCUUCAACCUCAAUCACAAGACGAUGGAAGGUAUGCUGAAAGGCAUCGACGAGUCUCGCCUCGUAGCUGCACAUCGCGAUACAAUAGCAUUAGCCCGCCAGUUGGGCAUCCGAUAUAUCUGGAUUGACGCUCUAUGCAUAAUCCAAGGCGACAAAGAUGACUGGGAGCGCGAAUCAAAACUCAUGGCCAAAGUAUACGGCCACGCAACCCUUACCAUCACAGCAGGGAGAUCAGGCGAUGCCCGCAACUCCUUCAUCGCCAAUACUUACAAACAAUAUGCUCCCUGUUGCGAGUUUCCUCUUGGCGAUGGCCUAGGUGGAAAUGUUCUUGUUGGGCCAUUGAGAUCUGCUGACUAUGGUGUCACUGAGACUCGCGGCUGGUGCUGUCAGGAGAAGAGGCUGAGCCGUCGGGUGGUGUUCUUCGGCAAAGAGCAGCUUUUUUUCCUAUGUCGAACCUCCGGUUACUCGGAAGAUCGUAGCUAUCAGGAAGUCACGCUACCUAGCCGGUCUCUGGGAGUGUGA
Molecule: messenger RNA, 648 nt
Organism: Fusarium musae
Lineage: Eukaryota; Fungi; Ascomycota; Sordariomycetes; Hypocreales; Nectriaceae
Exons: 2
Coding region: 1-648 (215 amino acids)
Source: RefSeq, a predicted model, not a curated record